This is a messenger RNA of Boleophthalmus pectinirostris (great blue-spotted mudskipper), 824 nucleotides long. Its product is annotated as plancitoxin-1-like. The record is from RefSeq and is a predicted model, not a curated record. NCBI's taxonomy places the organism in Eukaryota, Metazoa, Chordata, Actinopteri, Gobiiformes, Gobiidae. Gene Ontology annotation, biological process: apoptotic DNA fragmentation. The transcript is spliced from 3 exons. Bases 1 to 735 code for a protein of 244 amino acids. Gene Ontology annotation, molecular function: deoxyribonuclease II activity.
AUGUUUCUGUCUCAAACUGCUCUGUGGUUCACUCACAGCACUCCUCAGUUUCCGUUCAGGAGGGACCAGAACUGGUUUUGGCCCGACAGCGGAAAAGACCAGGGCCAGACCUUCCUGUGUGUGUCUCUGCCCUUCGCUGAGCUCAAGUCUGUGGGGGAACAUCUGCAGAAAAUCCACGCGUAUCCGUACGACCACGACCUUCCCGACACUUUUCCAAACGAGCUGCGGAACGCUGCCAGAUGGGUCCCGUCUGAGACCCAGCUGGGGGUGUUACGAUCCCUGCAGACCAGAUCAGACAAGCAGCUGAGAACCAUGGCCAAACCUCUGGGAUACGAAGCCAGCGACGGGGACCUGUACGUGAAACUGGCCGCUGCUUUGGGCAGUGACCUGGACGCUCAGACGUGGGGCUGUCAGCCACAGAGAGACGAGAGCUUCUGUGACCUCGACGAAAAAUGGGUGAUGAACGUGGAGCAGAUCAGCACGGGGCGCAUCACCCUGGGGUCGUGGCCCACCAGGAAGGACCACUCCAAAUGGGCCGUGACCACAGCUCCCGCCGUCACCUGGACCUGUUUCGGAGACGUGAACCGCUCCCCGACGCAGUACGAGCGCUGGGGAGGAGCUCUGUGCAUCAACGACGCACGAGUCAACGGUUUAUUCAAAGGGUUUGCAACCGGGAAACUUCCGUGUCGCAAACGUCCAGCUCCUUGUACCAGCUCUGAUACGUUUGGUAAAUGAGCAGAAACAGGUGCAGGGCUGUAGGUUUGAAUCAAGUUAAUUACACCAUGUUACACAGAAAAAAGAUCAAUAAUAAAAUAUAAAUUACA